Molecule: messenger RNA, 1987 nt
Organism: Mercurialis annua (annual mercury)
Lineage: Eukaryota; Viridiplantae; Streptophyta; Magnoliopsida; Malpighiales; Euphorbiaceae
Product: probable serine/threonine protein phosphatase 2A regulatory subunit B''delta
Exons: 13
Coding region: 98-1717 (539 amino acids)
Biological process (GO): protein dephosphorylation
Cellular component (GO): protein phosphatase type 2A complex
Molecular function (GO): protein phosphatase regulator activity; calcium ion binding
Source: RefSeq, a predicted model, not a curated record
UUUUUCAAUUCUUUCAUAUCUUUUGAUUCUUCUUCUUCGGAUUUUCAAGAAACUUAAAUAGUUUUUGAAUUGAUUAUUGUGUUUUUGUAGAAGAAAAAUGAUGGAUGUAGAAGCAGGUGACAACAUGGCCUCUUUUGACCCCGAACUUUUACAGUUACCGGAAGUGUCUCCGAUCGCUCUCAAAGCUAAUCCCGCCAUCGCCGAUCAUCUUUUUUCUCACUGGCUCUCUCUCCCUGAUACUUCCCGAUUGGUGAAAUGUAUGAUUGCUGAUUUGAAGACCGGGGCAUCUUUGAAUGCCCUGGGAAACUCUAGCACCAGUGCUAUGUUGAGCAAUUCUUUGCCAUCCAUGUUUGCUGGUAGUAGCACGCCACCACUUUCACCGCGUAGCUCAUCUGUUUCUCCUCGUAUUCUGAAACACAGGGCCGGUCCCUCAUCUUUAGGUUCUCCAUUAAAAAAAGUUAGUGAACCAAAACGAGAAGUCAUCCCUCAGUUUUUCUUUAAAAAUGGCCGUCAACCUUCAAUUGAGAUGAUAGAACAAUGCAUGUUUGACAUUAAUCAGCACUUCUAUGGUCACCCGGAUGGGCUGCCAGAAAAUGAGUUUAAAACAAUCACAAGGGGCCUCUGCAAACUUCCGUCUUUUUUCUCCAGAACUCUGUUUAAAAAGAUUGAUUCUGAUAGCACUGGCAUUGUGACAAGGGAGCGGUUUAUUGAUUAUUGGAUCAAAUGCAACUUGUUAACCAUGGAUCUUCCAACCAGAAUAUAUAAUGUUCUAAAGCAACCAGAUCGUGAAUACCUUACUCAGGAUGAUUUCAAACCGAUUUUACGAGAACUUUUGGCAACACAUCCAGGGUUGGAAUUUUUGCAGAGCACAGUAGAGUUUCAAGAUAGAUAUGCCGAGACAGUGACGUACAGAAUAUUUUACUAUGUUAAUAGAGUGGGAACUGGCCACAUUACUCUCAGGGAGUUGAAACUUGGGGAUCUAAUUCCUGCAAUGCACCAUGUAGAUGACGAGGAAGACAUUAAUAAAGUCUUAAGGUACUUUUCUUAUGAGCAUUUCUACGUAAUCUACUGCAAAUUUUGGGAGCUUGACACCGACCAUGAUUUCCUAAUUGACAAAGAAAACCUUAUUAGAUAUGGUAACCAUGGUCUUACCUACCGGAUUGUCGAUAGAAUUUUUUCUCAGGUACCAAGGAAAUUUAUUAGCAAGGUUGAAGGAAAGAUGAGUUAUGAAGAUUUUGUUUACUUUAUACUGUCAGAGGAGGAUAAGUCUUCUGAACCUGGGCUAGAGUACUGGUUCAAUUGCAUUGAUAUAGAUGGAAAUGGAAUUAUCACACCAAAUGAAAUGCAGUUCUUUUAUGAAGAGCAAUUGCAUCGGAUGGAAUGCAUGGCCCAAGAGCCGGUGGUCUUUGAGGAUAUAUUGUGCCAGCUUUUUGAUAUGAUUGGACCAGAGAAUGAUGGCUACAUUACACUACGUGACUUGAAAAAUUCCAGGCUCUCUGGACAUGUUUUCAACAUUCUUUUCAAUCUCAAUAAAUUCAUUGCUUUCGAAAGUCGCGACCCUUUCCUCAUUCGACAGGAACGUGAAAAUCCAACAUGGACAGAGUGGGAUCGUUUUGCACAUCGUGAAUACAUAAGGCUUUCCAUGGAAGAUGAUGGUGAGGAUGUUUCAAAUGGCAGUCCAGAUAUAUGGGAUGAAUCUUUUGAGGCACCCUUUUGAAUUUAGCAAGCAAUCUCCAACCAACUGCAGUCACACGGAGUUUCAGAAUACGACAUUGCGAAGAACAGUAGAAUCAGUUGCCUGCCAAUGAUUAUCUUCUUGUCUAUAAGUAGCUCCAAAUAAGGCUACCCAAAAUUUUGUUUGUAAAGAAUUAUCAGUUUCAUUUCCAAUUGUAAAUUUUUCAUUAAUUUUUCUUGUAGCCGUUGAAUAUCUUCAUUUGUUAUCAUUCAUCACCAAAUAAUAGGCACGAGUAAGGCCCAAUUAAUUUCA